Molecule: messenger RNA, 3318 nt
Organism: Cetraspora pellucida
Lineage: Eukaryota; Fungi; Glomeromycota; Glomeromycetes; Diversisporales; Gigasporaceae
Source: the annotation of a GenBank genome assembly
AUGGAAAAAAUGGAUACUCAAUAUACAAUUCAAGAUAAUCGAAUAAAUGUUUUAUUUGAUCGUGCAUCCGAUAAUAAAAAAGAUCCACAAUUACGAAUAGAAGCUUUAAUUUCAUUUCAACAAAUAAUCGAAAAUGAAAAACAUCUUUUAGAAUCCGGUUUAUUUCAAAUAAUUUGUGGAUUUUUAAAAGAUUCAAUGUUUGAGAUUAGAGAAUGGACUAUAGAUUUUUUAGAUUUUGCAUUCACUGCUUCUGGUUUGAGUAGAUCUUUAUUAAAAGAUAGUUUAGGAAAAAUUAUGCCUACAAUAGGAUAUACAAUUAGUUUUGAAGAAUCAACAAACAUUGUUAAGAAGGCGAUUCUUUGGAAUGCCGGUGUUUAUCCUUUGAUUUACGAAAGAGUAUGCGAAAAUACACAUGAUGCUGAACUACUUUGGAGUACAGCGAUAUCGAUUAAAUCGCAAAUCAUGCGUUUUUUCGAUUCUCCGGGUACCAAACAAGGGAUCAAGAUUUGUGCCGUAAAGUAUUUACAGUCUAUAGUAAAAGUCCAAUCGCGUCAUGUGCAUGAUUCUCAGGUGAUACCACAAAAUGAUAUUUCUUUGGCUUUAUGUCCACCAUCACAUCCGAUAUUGAAUCCGUUAAUGCUUGAGAAAGAAGCAAUUUCUAUUAUAAAUGGAAUGUACAAUUUAUUGGAUAAAGAAUCAAGUAGCGUAAUAACUGCUAUAAUAAACGCAUUAGGUCCUGUUCUUAGAUCUAGACCACAAUAUAUUUAUCCAUUAAUUAAGAUAGUUAAAAAGUGGAAAAAUAAUCCUCCGGAUCAUUUGCCUGAAAUUCCAUUUAAAAGUGGUAAGAACGAUCCUACUAAAUUUCCAAGACAAUAUCGGAGACUUUUACAACAGAAAGAAGGAAUGGAAGAUGGUACUAAAAGUUCUAUGCAAAAGAUUUUUGGAGGUUCUCGACUUUCCGCUCAAGGAUCAUCGAUGAUACCAAUUGAUCCUACACAAUUCGCACUACCUUUCGUGGUUGAUGUGAUACAUUUGGCUCUGCAAGCUAUUCCACAAGAAAGACUUAAUCAAGCAAAACAGGCUUUGCAACAACGUGAAGCACGAUUAGCGGCACUUCGAACUUCUUCAACACCACCUCCGAAUACUAAACAAGAACGACGAAAUCGUAAAACUCUUGAUCCACGAUUAGAAUUUACUAGAGAUGUAACUCCUAAAUCACCUUCUCCCCCCCCUGUCAUUAUGACAGAUGAAAUAGUACAUAUUAAACCUGAAUCUUCCAAUGUGAUUCAGUCAGAAGACUCUACAAUAAAACGUGAGAUUUCGCCCCCUUUAUAUGAUGAUGAUAUGGAAAUUGAUGAUGUCGCUACGGUGAAUAUUGAAGUACCUCAAGAACAAUCAAUGGAUAUUCUUGAAGAUGAAAGUAAAGAAACUGAUAUAAAACCUGAAAAAGAACCUCAGCCUUUACCACCAUCUAUUCCAACCUUUAAAUUUCAACCUUACGCACUUCCACUUCCUGAAACAUUAUCAGAAGAUCAAUGUCAUUUAUUUAUUAAAAAUGUUCUUAAAAAUAUUUUGAAAAUUGAGUCAAUGUUAUCAUCAGAUGCGAAAGGAAAGCGAUCCGACGUUAUUCUCACAACUUUAUCCAAUGGUAAAAGGUUGUCCAAAAGUCAAAUACAUAUGAUGGCUUCAAGAUUAUUGACAAGAGGUCUUGAGAUCUCUUCUGAAAAUACAAAAAAAGCUUAUGAUGAAUUAAGAGAAAUGAUUGUUCAAUUUAUUCUUGAAGACUUUAAGAACAGGUCGGAAUUCGCAUUAACUUGGUUUGACGAAGAAUGGUAUCAUGAUUCCAUCAUGUUAUCAAAGGACCCAUCAUAUAAACCAAAUUAUGUGCUUUGGCUUAGUAGAUUACUUGAUAGAAUUAUGCCAACUCUUGAGGAUAGACUUUUUUUUACUCAAUUCUUAUUAAAUGUUCCAGAAUUACAAGAAGAUAUUGUAGAUCGUAUAAAAAUAUUUUUGAAUGAUCCUGAUAGGAUGUCUUUAGGUUACCACACUUUAAGUGAACUAAUUGAUCAACGUCCUCCUUCUCGACCAUUUUGUAUGAAAAUUUUAUUAGCAUAUUGCUUACAUACGGACAUCAGGACUCGAAGUUCAGCAAUUUCUACAGCAAACAAAUGGUUUCCUGAACAUCCUACAAUAAGUCCAAAUGUUGAAUCAUUUGCAUUACAAUCUCUAAAACAACUUUGUGAUGAGUGUCCGCCUCCAUUAUUUGAUUAUCAUUAUCAUGUUGGUAAUAUGGGUGACACAAAAAUGGAUACAGAGGAAGAAAACGAACCAUUAAAAUGGAAUAUUCAAGAUGUUGAACGUCAUUUGGACUUAUUUCUUUCUCUAUGUUCAAAGAAAAGUGAAUUAUUUGAUCAAUUACUUUCAAUAUACGUCAAUACACCUGAAUCAAUGCAAAUAUUAAUUCGAAAAAAUGCAUCAAAAAUGGUUGAAACGAUCGGAAUUAAUGGGAUAUUAAACCUUUUCCGUACUUUUCCAGAUGGCACUGAAGAUUUUAUUUUAAAGAUGUUGGUGGUUUAUACGAAUAAACAAGCAACACCACCUGCUCAGUUAGUUAAUACUGCUAAAUCAGUUAUAAUGCAAAGGAAUUUGGAUGGAAGGUUUCUUUUCCCUAUAAUUGCAUUUUUUGAAAAGGGUGAAAUCAUGCGAAAUCUUCCUAAGGUGAUUGCUACUCUUGAUGCAACAGAUAAACAACGAGAUAUAGUAAAAAUAGUUUUUCGAAAAAUUUUGACUCCACCACAAAAUGGUGCCACACCAAUGACGCCGAGUGAAUUACUAGUUUCAUUACAUCAAAUGGAUAAAGAUGGCGUAUCAUUAAAACAGUCAGUCGAAGCUAUCCAUAUAUGUUUCUUAUUACCCGAUAUAUUUAAUCAACAAACAUUGGGAACAGUAUUGCAACAGUUAUUUGUACAAAGCGAGUUACCAACUACUUUUAUGAGAACGGUAACUUUAGCUGUAAGAGCAUAUCACGCUUUGGGUGGAUUUGUGAAUGAAAUGUUAUCGAGACAUAUUUCACACAUAUGGGAAAAUGAGGUUUUGCGUAAAGGGUUUAUUUUAUAUGUUACUGAAUUUUGCCUAAAGGUACAACCAAAUAAUUUUCGAUUCUUGUUACAAUUACCAAAAGAAAAAAUUUUGGAUAUUUUGAAACAGCGGGAUCAAACAUUAUCAAAAGCUUUAAAGAAAUAUAUAGAAAAUUUAAAACCUGAACAAAAAAGAACAAUUCCUCAAUUUUUAUUUGAACUAUUUGAAAUUGGUGCUUAG